This is a messenger RNA of Cryptococcus deneoformans JEC21, 1531 nucleotides long. RefSeq lists its product as hypothetical. Gene Ontology annotation, molecular function: phosphoric diester hydrolase activity. Lineage: Eukaryota; Fungi; Basidiomycota; Tremellomycetes; Tremellales; Cryptococcaceae. Bases 351 to 1433 code for a protein of 360 amino acids. The transcript is spliced from 7 exons. Gene Ontology annotation, biological process: lipid metabolic process. The record is from RefSeq and is a predicted model, not a curated record.
GGAUUAUUUCCUUGUUUUGGUCCUCGCCCCUUAACUCGUCCCAUGAAACGCCCACAAUUCCUCCGCCAUGUCGCAACUCCGCCUCUUCACCUGUCUUCUCGUCCGCCGCAACGUUUCCUCCCGUAGAUCACUGCAUCAAAGGAGCGUCUCCAUAACAGCCCAUCGGCCACAGCCCUCAGCAGCACCCCGACGCUUGGACCCACAGCCACCGUUCUUUCGCAGUCCGCUAGCAAACGUCACCCGCACAGCUUGCAUUUCGCUCGUUACCUGUGUCUAGCACUUGGCUUGACGCCAUUCACUUAUCCUCUUCAACACUUUUACCGUGCUCAUUCCAUACACCCCAGCAGCAAAUGCUUCCUCACCUCAUUCUCUCCCUCGCCUCGCUCUUCGCCCUCCCCGCCGUCUUUGCCGCGACAACUUGUAACGGCCACUCUGAGCUCUGCUCUCGGCUCUACUCUAAUGUCACAUUCAUCGGGGCGCACGACUCGUAUGCCGUGGGCAGCAGCGUGGCAGAUGACCAAGAUAAGGAUGUCACGUCGCAACUGAAUGAUGGUAUCAGGACAUUACAGAUCCAAGCACAUAAUGCGUCUGAUGGCAUUCACUUGUGCCAUUCUUCUUGUUCAUUGCUUGAUGGCGGCUUGAUGUCCGACUACCUCUCCACCGUUGCCUCAUGGGUCAACGACAAUCCAAAUGAUGUGAUCACGAUUGUCAUUGUUAACAGCGACAACCUCCCUCCCACCUCUUUUUCGCCUGUCUUUGAGUCUGCCGGCUUGUCCAGCAAGGUUUAUACCCCUGCCAGUCAACCUACUCAACUCUCCGACUGGCCAUCUUUGUCCGAUAUGAUUGACGCUGGCACGACUGUGGUUGCGUUUAUGGAUUAUGAGGCCGACACCAGCAGCGUGCCGUACUUGCUCGAUGAAUUCGCUGCCAUGUGGGAAGAUGCGUACGGUGUUACGACUCAGGAAUUUGGAUGUGCUGUUAACCGCUCCAGCGGUGACACCAGCUCUCAACCAUUCCUCAUCAACCACUUCCUUGACAGCACUUAUUCUUUCAGCUCCAUCCAAGUGUUUGUUCCAAACAAGGACAAACUCAACGAGACCAACGCCGAGACUGGAACUGGCUCCAUUGGUUACCACGUUAAUAACUGUCGACAGCUUUGGGGCCGAAACCCCAAUCACAUCCUUCUCGACUUUUACGACUCUAACGGCAACUCGCCGUUCAACGUCGCUGCGUCUCUGAACGGAGUCUCAGCUCCGACAAACACCGUCACUGCUGGUACAGCGUCGGCUACCAGUAGCGGAACCGCUGCUGUUGUGUCUACCCAGUCGUUGAGCGGCUCUGUAACGAGUAUAGAAGGCAUCGCGAAGGGUAUCACUUUGGGUUUGGGUGUCAUGCUUGGCGUUGGCAUGGGUGUUGGUAGAGUUUUCUUGUAGAGCCACAUUUUUUUUUCUUCUGUUUCCUUGCAACAAUGUGUAUCUUGCAUGGACAUAUAUCAUGUAUGACAAGUCAAGAAUGCAUCUGUGUAUUCCAG